Molecule: messenger RNA, 4524 nt
Organism: Diachasmimorpha longicaudata
Lineage: Eukaryota; Metazoa; Arthropoda; Insecta; Hymenoptera; Braconidae
Product: RING finger protein 207-like
Exons: 6
Coding region: 194-2992 (932 amino acids)
Cellular component (GO): perinuclear region of cytoplasm
Molecular function (GO): zinc ion binding; transmembrane transporter binding; Hsp70 protein binding
Source: RefSeq, a predicted model, not a curated record
AGAAAUCCUCAGAGCCCACCCAAGCUGUACGCAAGUGGAAAAGCCCUCGAAGUGGUCGGGCAACUUUGGCUUGUGACUCCUUCCACGAUGAAACGAUAAACAAUUAAUUAAUCAAAUAAUUUGGUGGGGGUGGUGGUGGGCGGUGGGUGUCGAGGAUUGUGAUGUGAAUUGACAGUGAACCGGAGGCCACGGGAUGGCGAGCGCUGGAACAGGUGCACCUGGCGACGGGGUCGACGGGGAUGGAACUUCGGGAAUGAGAAACCCAUUGAUCUGCGGUGUUUGUCAGGAUUAUUACACAGAGCCCUGUCUACUGUCGUGUUUUCAUACUUUUUGCUCGAGGUGCCUCAGGAAUACGCAGAUUGAUGGGAAGAUCACUUGUCCCAUAUGCAAGCAAAUGACACAGCUCAAGGAAGGCAGCCAGCUGCCACCCGCCGACCAAUUGAUGCGACAAUUGAUUGAGAUAGCAAACUCCGAGAACCCGGCGUGCGCAAAUUGCGACAAAAGGGACAAAACGACGAUGUUUUUUUGCACUACUUGCGGCCAGGCCCUGUGCACCCACUGUCGCGAGCACACGCACCGCGCCAAGAUGUUCUCCACGCACGAGGUGAUCCACAUGAGCAAAUGCUCAAAGGACACUCAGCGUCGUUGCGUAGCACAUGGAGAGCUGUACAUAAUGUACAGCCAGAGCACAAAAUCCAUGCUGUGCGCAACGUGCUUCCGUGACACACCAGCUGACGCGAGGAUGCACUGCCUGGACAUCGACACAGCCUGGCAGCAGGCCUCCAAGAAGAUGGAGAAAGCCGCCAACUCGAUAUGUGAGAUUCAGGCGAGUGUGCGUGACGGUGUCCUGGCCCUCAAGUCCCAGCUGGACGAGCUCAAGCACAGUCUUGAGAGCGAGAAGCGCUCAUUGAACGCCUACUGCCAGGUGAUGCAGGAGACAAUAGGGAAGAGUCACUCGUCCAUAAUUACCGAGUUGCAGCGCCAGUUCGAGAGUAAAGACCGAAUGGUGAGGGCUCAGCUCAUUAAUCUGGGCUCAGCUCUGCCAGUAUUGCAGAUGCACUUGAUGCUCUGCACUGUUUUCACCAGCGGUGCCACGAAGUACCAGUUCCUGGAGCUAGCGCAUCCAAUGCUGGAGCGACUGGGGCGUGUGGCACAGUUGGGACAUCCGUCCAGGCCGUCCCUGAUAUCCGCACACCUGAAGAUGAAUUAUCGCGCUGAAUUCGCGCGUUCUUUGCAAACAUUUCUCACCCAGUCUCAGGGACAGGGGCACAAGGACUCGCUGUACGAGCACACGCACACGGGCAAUCAGAACGAGCAGGUCCACAUGCUUCAGAGCUCGAAGACACCACCGAGGGGACAAAAAACUCCGGGUGAUAGUGGCCCCUUCUCCAGUCACUGCCGAACCUUCGAUUCUCAGCUGAAGGAUCUCAGCCAACAGCUCAUCACUGUCAAGGAGAGGCUGGGAGAGCUCCACAGGGAUGUCGCGAUGCUCAGGAGGGCUAACACACCACCGCUGGGCUCUAGGUAUGAUCACGUGACGAGGGACUGUCGGUUGCUUGAGCAGCAGCUGGAGCAUCAUCAGAUUGAACUCGAGAGACUCAGGAAUAUAUUUGAUGCACUGUGGGAGGAGCAGCUUUGCAAGAUUCAUAUUGAGAAGGAGAUCUUCCACUCGCAGAUGAACGAUAUUCUCACGUUGAGAGGUGAGGUCAAGCAGUUGCAGAGCCUCACGCAGCAGUUGGAGCCCUUUGUUAAGUCCUUUUCGGCGGGAAUCACUGCUGGGGAGAUGAGUUCCGCCGCUGCGGACGCUGCGGGGCAUCAGCAUCUUCAGGCGCUGUUGGAUCACUUCACAAGGAUGCAGAUGCAGGAGCCACAGGGACAGGGGGCUGCACCCACUAAGGACUGCAGGCAUGGCAAGAAUGCUGCGGCUGACAAUAUUCUUUAUAUGAAAGAAUCCAAAGAUGUACCACCGAGGAGUCGCACACCCUCGGGUGGUGUUGGAGCCCUCCUGGACUCUGGAGGGAAUAUAAUCGUUUACGGCACUGCCAAAUCAUCGGAAGCAAAGCGUGGUGUAUUGAGCCAACUGAUCGAGAAGGCGCGAACGAGGGAGGACAGGAAGAAGUCACCGGGUCGUGAGGAAGGUGGUCGUGACAGGAGUCAAACGAGACGGUCGAGAAAGUCACCAGAUCAGGCCAAACCCAAGACACCACCUGGACAGUCAUCGGGCAGCAAGGUCAGGUCUUUGUACAGGACCCUCAAGGACACCUGCGGUGACAUCAUCGAUCACGGGGAAAAAAUGAGUGAUUCACAUCAGCAACAGCAAUCCCACUCCACAGGUGCCCCCGAGGAAAGUGAGUACCAGCGAAUAUCGGAGGCAUCUACCCUCGGUGAAGCAAAGAAAUCACGAGUCCAGGCCCAGAUUCACGCUGUUCCGCAAGAGGAGCCGAAGCUCCAGUCCCAGCAAUCGAAAUCCCAGACACUGCCAACGAGUUCAUCAACGUCGAUUCAAAAAUCCGUGAAGGUUUAUCCAGCGAGUGACUCGGAGGACGUCUUCUACGGAGGCGACAAGUCCGCGUCGUCUGACGGCAGACGCAGAAGACGCGCCAGCUGCGACAGCCUCUCUACGACGGGCUCCGGCAACAGCAGACGAUCGAGCAUCGCUGAGGGGACAACCGGUGGCCCGAUGAGCCAAGACACUAGGAAAACACUGCUCGUUCUCAUCGGGCCAACGCCCAAGUCCAAGUCAACGGCCAGUCUUGUACAAAAACAACGGUCCUGGGAGACAUUUCCCCGGCCGAAGAGCAAAAGAUCUGCAGCAGCUGUGGCUGCUGCCGAAGCUAGUGCAACCGGUCUUGGUCCGUUGAAGAAAGCGGACAGUUUCGAGGGGCACGAGGAGGCGGUCAGAACGCUCGUCGCUGCGGUCCAAGAGACCAGGGUUCAGAGGCAUCAUCAUGCACAUCACUACAGGCAUCACCGUAAAAGCAAAACAAAUUGAAUUUUUUUAUUGUUCUGCUCAUUUUAUUUUUUAACAAACAAUUUUUUUAUUUUAGUGGCGUGAAGCAUUGAUUUUUCUAAACACUAUUCCUUGGAUUAUUUCGUCAAUGUUUUUCUCAUUUUUCUCAUGAGUUUGAGAUGAUUUUUAAAAAACUGGCGUUCAUCACUGGAAUCACUUUGUCCUCUCCUUUAACUUCACAUUUCUUGUGCAAUAAAUCACAAUGAGAUUUUCCGGAUCAAACGAUUUAACGGCCCCAUGAAAAGUCAUGUUCCAAAUCGUGUAAAAAAUGCUGCCAAGUGAGGGAUAAAGAUACGAGGAAUUCUUCGUGACGAUUGAUGAAGCACUUAGAGCCUUCCAAUAGUUAUUCAAUAUAGAGAAGCUAGUAUAAACGAAAAAUGUAGUUAAUUUGAUGGAUUAAAUCGAAACGUUAAUCAAACAGAGACAAAAAUGGCCGUUCAUUAGGAGAUUAAUUAAGGUACUUCCGGAGUAUAACAAGAUGUGCUACAGUGUCAAAAUUUUGAUUUAAAGCUAAAUUUGUCAUUUGUCCAGGGCCUUAGGAGACACUCCGAUGGGGAAUGAUGAGCAUUGACAAUAUGCUGAGAAUUCAAAUACUCGAUUUAGCCCAUCGUUGACGUUCCCAAAAUCCAUCCCUACCAUUUCAUUAUUCAUGACCAUAGGAAUUGGAUGGAUCCAUGAUGAUUUUGGAAGUUAUUCAUUGGAGUUUAUCGUUAACUCCGCGUACAGGGGUUUGGGGUACUGUGGAAGUACCUUAAGAUACGAAGGGAGGAUAAUUAUGAGCUAGUAAAUUGACACUGCCAGCAACGGUAAAUAACGAAUUUAAAUUAAUUGAGUAAUUAUUAAUUGAAUCAAUGGAAGAAUAGAUGAAGAAUAAGGAUAAAUACUGAAUGCUCGUUAUUGUCAAAGAAUCUCUAUCCUAUUGGGGAUAUUCAAGUAUUUUACUUGCUAUUAAUUAUUAGUUUAUUUAAGCAUAAUAAGUCUAAAUCUUUAAUGUUAUAAAAUAUUUGAAGAUCUGAUAAAAUUAGAAAUUUAAUCUCUUCAGAAAGAUCGAUGAGAUACUUGACACGUUAUCAUGUUUCAGAAAAUUUAAACGUUUAUUUCAAUAGAUACUAAUAACCAUAAUAACCAAUUAUGAAUUAUUAUUAUUUCUAUGUACGUUUUCUAUGAAAAAUACUUGGAUAUCCUUGAAUUGAUAUUGAAAAAUGUGGUUCUGUGUCCGAUGAUUCGCGUAUCUGUUCACACUCAUCUGUAUCUGGAUAUUUGAGCCUAAUAGCCACGCCGCCAGACGUAGGGGCAAUUACGUUUCAAUGAACGGACGAUGAAUUGAAUUGAAUAUUUCUCAACGUGUGGUAUCACGUUGAUAAUGCUCAUUGUACGUUAUUAUGAUAUAUAUACCGUGAUUUAAGCACUUGAUGGAGAAAAAUUAUAAGAUACGUAAUACUGAAGAAUUAUAAAAUCGAUGAUGGAUUUGUUGGAAUAUUAUUAUGUGAUGGAAAUAAAAAAAUAUCGAAUCA